Messenger RNA from Fusarium oxysporum Fo47, 1449 nucleotides. RefSeq lists its product as uncharacterized. The coding region runs from base 1 to 1449 and encodes 482 amino acids. The record is from RefSeq and is a predicted model, not a curated record. Lineage: Eukaryota; Fungi; Ascomycota; Sordariomycetes; Hypocreales; Nectriaceae. The transcript is spliced from 4 exons.
AUGUCAGAAACGGAUGGCUCGGUUGAAAAUGCCCGGGCCAUUCCUCUCAGCUUCCGGGAUUCUUGGAAACCUCUCGACAACAUUCGUACCUUGCUGUUCUUCGUUGUGAAGCAAAAGCUUGAUGAAGGAAUUCUCCAAAAAACUUUGGAAGAGCUUAUCAGGGAGCAUUUGCCGAUCCUUGGUGCAAGAAUACACGCUGCUAGGAAGACGGGGCAACUGGAAUAUCACAUACCAGCAACUUUCGACAAAGAUUACGAAUUGUUCCGGUGGUCCAGAGCUUCGGUCAAAAAAACAUUCCAAGAGGCUAAUAUUCUGAAGCCUAAUGAUGCUGUUGAAGAACAAAAUAGCAUCACCUCCUACCCAUCGAUUGUUGAACUUGAGGCAGCUUGGACGCCCUCGAGCUGGCCCCUCGAGCGGAAACAGGAAGAAAACGAUUGCCCACUUCUUCUAGUACACCUUACCCACUACGAAGAUGCAACAGUCGUCGCCACAAACCUUCCUCACUUAGUAGCCGACCAAGCGGGUUACGCUACUAUCAUAGAAUCUUGGAUCAACCUUAUUCGUGGUAAAAGCCUACCUCCAUUCUUUAAGAUCCCGCAGGGUGUACUUGAAGGAGCAAACAUGGCACAGACUGAGCUAUGUAGAAGUAAGGGAGAGUAUCGAGUCCAGACUAAGUGGGAGAUUAUCAGAGUACAGUUUGGCUUUAUACCUGAAAUAGUGAAGCAGCGGCAAGAGGAAAGGAGAAUCAUGCUCUUUUCCGGGUCACUUGUUGAGAAGCUUAGAAACGACAUGAACGAACAAAUUGCAAAGAGAAAUGGCCCUGACACAGUCGUGUUGACGAGCAAUGAUAUCCUCGCGGCAAUCUUACUUAAGCUUAGUAACCUUCAUCGAAAGUCACCGAAGAUGGUAACCUUGAGUGGUGCUGUCGAUAUCAGAGGCCGUCAUACCGAUCUCCCAAAGUCGGAGCGAUACAUCCAUAAUGCUUUGGCAUUCAGUACGGCUCGAUUUCCCGUCUGCAGGGACACGCCACUUAUGGAUAUCGCGGUACAGAAUAGGCGUGCAGUUAACAGAGCAACAACACAAGCAGGUAUCGAUUGCAGUCUCGCAGUUAUGAAAGAAAUGCACAGGAGUGGCAAAUCAAUGCAUAUCUGCGAGCCAUUCGAGAUAAGCUACGCAACUACUAACUGGUCUGGUGCAUGGGCGAAUAUCGACUUUUCGCCAGCGAGCAAGGUUAGAAUGGGUAAGACAGAGCAGGGCUCGAGUUCCUCGACUACUCCUACUCUUGUGUUCGGCCACGCCCUAGGACGCGAUAUUUUUGUGUUGAGAUAUAAUUCACAGAUUAUGUGCAAAACAAAGGAGGGAUUUUGGGUUGACUUUGCUUCGUCGGUCAAAAAUAUGAGGCUUAUUGACAGCCUGCUGAAGCAAAACCCACUACUCGAGGGAAUUUAA